Molecule: messenger RNA, 3231 nt
Organism: Centruroides sculpturatus (bark scorpion)
Lineage: Eukaryota; Metazoa; Arthropoda; Arachnida; Scorpiones; Buthidae
Gene: IKKbeta
Product: inhibitor of nuclear factor kappa-B kinase subunit alpha-like
Exons: 19
Coding region: 171-2609 (812 amino acids)
Biological process (GO): tumor necrosis factor-mediated signaling pathway; positive regulation of transcription by RNA polymerase II; peptidyl-serine phosphorylation
Cellular component (GO): IkappaB kinase complex; cytoplasm
Molecular function (GO): ATP binding; IkappaB kinase activity
Source: RefSeq, a predicted model, not a curated record
UGAGUCAUUUUCAGUAUGUCAAAUUGGUUUUACGAUGUAGAGUGCAAUCGUGUGAACCAUAAUGUAGAUUUAAAUUAUUCAGUUAAUUUUUUAGAUAAAAUUAAUUUGUACGCGUGAAAAUUAUAGAAAAUUGAGUCACCUUACACAUUUUAAAAUUGUAAAAUAGGAAUAUGGAGCAUAAUGGAGGACCAGUUGAAGUUGGAACUGAGAUUGAUGGCUGGAUAAGAGGACCUAUAUUAGGACAUGGAGGAUUUGGAAUGGUGAUAUUAUGGAAAAAGAAGGAUUCCACUGAAACUAUAGCUUUGAAACAAUGCAGAUGGGGUCACGAUGCAAUGAUGACACCAAAACACAAGCAUAGGUGGAAAUUAGAAGUCGAUAUUAUGAAAAGGCUGUCUCAUCCAAAUGUUGUUAAAGCAUUAGAAGUUCCUCCAGCUUUAGAUGUGCCAGAAACUGAACUGCCACUUCUUGCUAUGGAAUAUUGUAGUGGCGGAGACUUGAGAAAGGUGUUAUCCAAGUCUGAAAAUUGCUGUGGUCUAAAUGAACGAGAAGUCAAAAAUUUAAUCAAGCACAUUGCUGCAGCAAUUAAGUAUCUUCAUUCGCAACGUAUCAUUCACAGGGAUUUAAAGCCUGAAAACAUCGUGUUACAAGAAAUGGAUAACAAAAUUAUUUAUAAGUUAAUUGACCUUGGAUAUGCAAAGGAAUUGGAUCAAGGUAGUUUAUGUACUUCAUUUGUUGGAACUUUGCAAUAUUUAGCUCCUGAAUUAUUUAUGCAAAAUAAAUAUUCAAAUACUGUUGAUUAUUGGAGUUUUGGGUUAGUUGCGCAUGAAGUUAUUACUGGACAAAGACCUUUCUUGCCACACAUGAAUACACCUCAAUGGAUGCAACAUGUUUCUAAUAAAACUAAAAAUCACAUUGGUGCAAUAUUGGACGAAGAGGGGAAAGUCAUGUUUGUGGAAGAAUUGUCUCCUUUCGUAAAAAUAACAAAUAUUUUCAAAAAAGAUAUGGAAAUGUGGUUGAAGCUGAUGUUGGAUUGGAAUCCCUUCAGAAGAGGUCGGGAGGGAGACAUGACGACGUACGAACUUCUAGACCAAAUAUUAAAUAAAAAGGUCAUUCAAGUGUUUUGCACUGAAAGUUGCAGAUUAUUUGCAUUAGAAGUGGAAGAUAAUGUAAGUUUAGAAGAAAUUCAAGUCUUGUUUGAGUCAGAAACUGGCAUACCUAAGAACGAACAAGAAAUACUGUUGCCAAAUGGUUCCUUUCCUGACCCGAAUAAAAAUGCCGUGCAACUUUGGACUAAUCCAGAAGAAGGCGAAUCGAUUGUGUUUUUAUCUAAAAAAUGUAAUUUCAACGAAUUUAGUGGAACUAAACUAUGCAUUCCGCCUCUGGUGGCCAGAAUGACUCGUAGUCCCAGAUUGACCAUGGAUUACGAGCUCCAAAAAUCCGCUUGGACUCAGGCCUUAUAUUUAUGUCACAACGAAAGAACAGUUUGUCAGAAAUUGCUACAAGCCUAUAAAAUAAAUGUAGAGCAUAUCGUGUCGAUUAAUUCGGUUACGUACAAAGCAAUGUCGAAAAUAGCAAUUGAGAAAAAUUGCCUGUCUGCUAAGGUCGAAUUUUUUAAGAUUAGUUUAGAAAAAGAUUUAAAAAAGUAUGAAGAACAAGCAAGAAAUAAUGGCAUAACUUCUAAUAAAAUGCAUGAUAAAUGGAAGAAGAGUUUUGAUCUUAUAGAAAAAUUUGAAAAUCUUCUUAGAAAAAUUGCACAUUUGGAGAUAAAUUCUGCAAAUGCUAAAAUAAAAACAGUGGAGUUUCAAAAGAAUCCAUAUAAUCAUUUAGUAUUGCCAAAACAUUUGGAAGAUAUAUAUCAAAAGAUUUUAGAUGCCUAUCAUCGUCUGAAGAGAAAAACACAAGAACAAAGAAAUAUUCCGUCCGAUAAUGUAGAAAUGGUACAACUAGUCUGUUCUUACAUUCAACAAAAAGAUAAAGUACUGGGAGAUAUAUUCAGUUCCUUGGUGAACCUAAAACAAAUGAAAAAAGACAUAAUUGAAUUACAACCAAAAUUAGAAAGUUUAGCUCUUGAAAUUCAAGAAUUUUCUAAAGAAGUGCAAACAGCUCAACUAAUGAGACAAAAUGACUUAUGGACAAUUCUAGAAUAUACUAUAGAUAAGUUGAAAAUGACAAUGCCUCAAUCGUCAUCCAACCAGAGAGUAACCGAAAGGCAUAGUCAAACUAGUCUGGCUUCAUUUUCACAGCAAAACAGUUUUCAUCCACAAGCAGAACCUAUGACAAGUGCAAACAAUUCAUAUAUGGAUCAGUCUUAUGCUAAUUAUCUGAUGUUUGGAAUGCAUCAGCAUACUAUCCCUAAUUUAUGGUCUCUCUUAUCUCAGUGUUCGACUUCAUCUAAAGAUAGCUUAUUGAGUUCUCUUUCGAUGCACUCUGUUCGAGAGAGGAGUAAUCAAGAUUCUUUAAGAUUACUAGAGGAGAGUGAAGAUUUAAGAAACAAAAUGGAUUAUUUAAUAAGUAACUUAUCAGAAAAAUGCAAAACUUUAGAUAAUCCUUCAGAAGGGAUGGAAGAAGAAUUAAAAUGCGAACGCCAGAGCAGAAAUGAAGAAACGUGAAGGAAAAAAGAAAAAAAUGCCCGAGUUGUUAUAUAUAAUCGAUUAUUUUAAUAUUACGCGACAGCUUUCGUUACAAAGUGCCAGAAAUUUGUUAUUCAUAUAUGCAGGGUUCCUACGCACCUGGAAAGUCAGGGAAUUUGUUUCCUUGGUUGCCUUGUUGAUUUUGUUUGCUGACAAAAUGAUUGGCCAAGUGUAGCUGUCUGCAGACAGCCAGACGUAUUGUGAUACAAUGCAACUGUGAAAAGAGAGUGCAGAAUAUUUUCAGAAUCCAAAAUUUUCCCCAAAAUUAUAGCACACAAAAUAUACAAGCAUACAACAAUAUCAAUUGUUAUUUUUAAAUUUUUAAAUACUUUUUCGAUUUUAAAACUGCUUUAUUAAUUAUGCAAUAUUAUAAGUUUGAAAGAAAAAUCUAACACUUAAUAAUCUAAUGUUGAUAAAAAAUGUUUGAAAUAUUUUAACUUUCUAACUCUUGCAAUUUACACUUUCAAUUUGAGGGAAUAUGUUAAUAAACUGAUGGAAAAAAUGAUAAAUAACUUGAUAAAUAAUACCAUUUGAAUUAAUAUUAUUUUUCAUUUUAAUAAUUUUGAUCACAUAAAACAAUUUGUGAUUUCUGAAACUUUAU